Molecule: messenger RNA, 456 nt
Organism: Magnolia sinica
Lineage: Eukaryota; Viridiplantae; Streptophyta; Magnoliopsida; Magnoliales; Magnoliaceae
Product: protein PELPK1-like
Exons: 1
Coding region: 1-456 (151 amino acids)
Source: RefSeq, a predicted model, not a curated record
AUGGCUUCAAAAACUUGCUUCUUCUUAUCUGUGCUCAUUUUUGUGUCACUAGGCUACCACACAUGCCUUGCAGCCCGCCACUUGUUGGACACUCCCGAGCUGUCAGCCCCACCACCAGUGCCGACUAUCCCAACCCUGCCGAAACCCACAUUGCCAACGUUGCCUCCUUUGCCUGCGGUGCCGACUCUACCUCAGCCAACGUUACCACCAUUGCUUAGUGCCCAAUUACCGCCUUUGCCAGUCAUGCCUACACUCCCAAAAGCAACAUUGCCACCAUUGCCUGCUACCCAAUUGCCGCCUCUGCCUGUCAUGCCGAGUCUGCCGAAGCCUACAUUGCCGCCAUUGCCUUCCAUCACUUCUAUUCCAACAAUCCCAACCAUUCCCUCCAUCCCAACUAUCCCUUCAAUACCAACCUUCCCUACAAUCCCUUCCUUCUCUCCACCCCCUUCAAACUAG